CCUCUAAGAGCCAGCGCACCGCCUCAAUACCCUCAUUCAGGGUCACCAGCUGCUGCAGGAUCUGCACAUCGAUGGCACGCAGAUUCCUGAAGCCAUGGGCCGGCCGGGACAACGGUGACCCCCGCAAUCCAGCAUGGACGACUGGAAGACCAGCCCCCUCAUCAAGCCCUUUGGGGCUCGGAAGAAGCGGAGCUGGUAUCUUACCUGGAAGUAUAAACUGACCAACCAGCGGGCCCUGCGGAGGUUCUGUCAGACAGGAGCGGUGCUGUUCCUGCUGGUGACUGUGAUCGUCAACAUCAAGUUGAUCCUGGACACUCGUCGAGCAAUUAGCGAGGCCAACGAAGACUCAGAGCCGGAGCAAGACUAUGAUGACCCCCUUGGCCGCCUGGAACCACCACACCGCAGAGGCAGGGGCCCCCAGCGGGUCCUGGAUGUGGAGGUGUACUCGAGCCGCAGCAAGGUGUAUGUGGCAGUGGAUGGUACCACGGUGCUGGAGGACGAAGCCCGGGAGCAGGGCCGGGGCAUCCAUGUCAUUGUCCUCAACCAGGCCACGGGCCAUGUGAUGGCAAAGCGUGUGUUUGACACGUACUCUCCUCAUGAGGACGAAGCCAUGGUGCUCUUCCUCAACAUGGUGGCCCCCGGUCGAGUGCUCAUCUGCACCAUCAAGGAUGAGGGCUCCUUUCACCUCAAGGACACGGCCAAGGCUCUGCUAAGGAGUCUGGGCAGCCAAGCUGGCCCUGCCCUGGGCUGGAGGGACACCUGGGCCUUCGUGGGACGAAAAGGAGGUCCGGUCCUGGGGGAGAAGCAUUCUAAGUCGCCUGCCCUGUCCUCCUGGGGGGACCCAGUCCUGCUGAAGACAGACGUGCCACUAAGUUCAGCUGAAGAGGCAGAGUGCCACUGGGCAGACACAGAGCUGAACCGUCGCCGCCGGCGCUUCUGCAGCAAAGUUGAGGGCUAUGGGAGUGUGUGCAGCUGCAAAGACCCCACGCCCAUCGAAUUCAGCCCUGACCCCCUCCCCGACAACAAGGUCCUCAACGUACCUGUAGCUGUGAUUGCAGGGAACCGGCCCAACUACCUGUAUAGGAUGCUGCGUUCUCUGCUCUCGGCCCAGGGAGUAUCUCCCCAGAUGAUCACAGUUUUCAUCGACGGUUACUAUGAGGAACCGAUGGACGUGGUGGCAUUAUUUGGCCUGAGGGGCAUCCAGCACACUCCCAUCAGCAUCAAGAAUGCCCGUGUGUCUCAGCACUACAAGGCCAGCCUCACUGCCACUUUCAACCUGUUUCCCGAGGCCAGGUUUGCUGUGGUUCUGGAAGAAGACCUGGACAUUGCUGUGGAUUUCUUCAGCUUCCUGAGCCAGUCCAUCCACCUGCUGGAGGAGGAUGACAGCCUAUACUGCAUCUCAGCUUGGAAUGACCAGGGCUAUGAACACACGGCUGAAGACCCGGCCCUCCUAUACCGCGUGGAGACCAUGCCUGGACUAGGCUGGGUGCUCAGGAGGUCCCUGUACAAGGAGGAGCUUGAGCCCAAGUGGCCCACACCAGAAAAGCUCUGGGACUGGGACAUGUGGAUGCGGAUGCCUGAGCAGCGCCGCGGCCGGGAGUGCAUCAUCCCCGACGUGUCCCGCUCCUACCACUUUGGCAUUGUUGGCCUCAACAUGAACGGCUACUUCCAUGAAGCCUACUUCAAGAAGCACAAGUUCAACACGGUUCCAGGUGUCCAGCUUCGGAAUGUGGACAGUCUGAAGAAGGAAGCUUAUGAAGUGGAAAUUCACAGGCUGCUCAGUGAGGCCGAGACCCUGGACCACAGCAAGAACCCCUGUGAAGACUCUUUCCUGCCAGACACGGAGGGCCGCACCUAUGUGGCCUUUAUCCAAAUGGAGAAAGAGGAUGACUUUACCACCUGGACCCAGCUUGCCAAGUGCCUCCAUAUCUGGGACCUGGAUGUGCGUGGCAACCACCGGGGCCUAUGGAGGUUGUUUCGGAAGAAGAACCACUUCCUGGUGGUGGGAGUCCCUGCCUCCCCCUACUCGGUGAAGAAGCCACCAUCAGUCACCCCAAUUUUCCUGGAGCCACCCCCAAAGGAGGAGGGUGCCCCAGGAGCUGCAGAGCAGACUUAAGAGCCCCUCCAAGACUGCAGGGCUGGGUACUGUGUACCCCCAGGCAGGCGAGCCCUUCACCCCAUCCUGUAGGAUUUUGUAGGCACUGGCAGGGGCUGGGACAGGUUUGUGUGUAACAUGAGACUUAAUGACUAACUCCAUGGGUUUCCUCACUCCAACCUCCCUGUUCUUGAGUUGGAGGUCUAUUUAUUUACUUCCUUGUUGGCCACGGGCAGGGUGGCAUCCGGGAAUCUUUGGGAUCCCUGGGCAGCCGAUCCGGCUCUGUGUAACCCCCUCCCCUC
This is a messenger RNA of Echinops telfairi (small Madagascar hedgehog), 2397 nucleotides long. RefSeq names its product protein O-linked mannose N-acetylglucosaminyltransferase 1 (beta 1,2-) (gene POMGNT1). Gene Ontology annotation, molecular function: beta-1,3-galactosyl-O-glycosyl-glycoprotein beta-1,3-N-acetylglucosaminyltransferase activity. The record is from RefSeq and is a predicted model, not a curated record. The transcript is spliced from 22 exons. Bases 134 to 2116 code for a protein of 660 amino acids. Gene Ontology annotation, cellular component: Golgi membrane. Gene Ontology annotation, biological process: protein O-linked glycosylation via N-acetylgalactosamine. Lineage: Eukaryota; Metazoa; Chordata; Mammalia; Afrosoricida; Tenrecidae.